This is a messenger RNA of Bursaphelenchus xylophilus (pine wood nematode), 1336 nucleotides long. The record is from the annotation of a GenBank genome assembly. NCBI's taxonomy places the organism in Eukaryota, Metazoa, Nematoda, Chromadorea, Rhabditida, Aphelenchoididae.
AUGUCAGACGCCUUGAAAACCGCUGAGUAUGUCGUAUUUGGAGUUGCCAUUUUUGGAGAUCUUUUGUAUUUCCUAUUCAUUCGGUACAAAACAGACCCCGCGAUGGAUGUUUACCGGAUACUGCUGUAUUACAAUUUGUAUGCUGACAUUGCUCUAACAGUCCUGUCGUUUUUAUGCAAACCGGUAAGCAGUUGCUCCGAAUUUUAAGAACUGAAAAAAAUGAAAAUUUUGGUAGAAAUUAAGCAACGUUGCCUUGAUUAUAUACAAUGCAGCAAGGAAGAUCGUUAAAUAUAUAUCUUCCAUUAACAAAAAUCUUAUAUAUUUUUUUCAGUUCAUCGCAGUCUACAAUGGCAACGUUUACUUUAUCGGAGAUACCCCCUUCAAGACCGAAAAUCCGGCCGCUUGUUUUAUUCUUUUCAGCUUUUACAUUUACUGUUUCUAUCAGACCUUUAUCGUCUGCCCAAUGUCAUAUUAUUUCAGGUAUUUGGCGGUGUGCAAGUAAGUUCUUUCCAACAAGACCUCUAAAAUCAUCAAAUAUUCAAUUUUAAAUUGCAACAAAAUUAAUUGUACAAAGUGCAAUUUUGGGUCUUUCAGAGCCCAGAUUCUGACCAACUGUAAAUUCAUUGCGUUGGCAAUUUUCUGGACUUUAAUUGCCGCAGGCAGUGUUACUGUUUUUGCUACAUUUGUAAUGUAUCCUACUGAGGAUCGACUGGUUGAUUUUUACUCAACAAAAGACACUUUUGACACCACUAUUCUUAAGGACAUCCACAGGUCUUUUGCCGGACUUUCGAGCUCACGUGAUGUAAGUAAUUACUAUAUUAUAUAUGAUACUUGUACACUUAGCACUUUAAUCAAAACUUUUUAGAGUUCCCUUCUACUACAACUAUGCAUGUGGAAUGGAUUUCUGAUUGUCGCAACAUCCUAUGUGGUCACAUUCUACUUCAUGCACAAAGUGACGUCAUCAUUUCGAAUUAGACAUAAGGGAACGAAAUGGCAUGACAUUAAUAAGCAAAUUGCGAGGGUUAUGUUGGUUCAGGUGAGUUUUGUAUUUCAUUCUCACCGAGAUGUUUUUUAACUCUAUAUUUAGGCAAGUGUUCCCAUGCUCCUGAUGGCUCCAGCUUACCUAAUUCUCUUUCAAAUGUUUAUUUUUGGAAUGGAAUCCGAUCUGAAGCAAUACCUCAUGAAUGUCCUCAUGACCUUGGCUCCUUUAGUCAACCCUUACGUUGGAAUCUUGAUGGUGAAGUCGUAUCGAAACGCUUUGUGUGGCUGCUUCUCAAGUAGUCGAGAACAAGAAGUUUAUCCGGAAGAACAAACGGCAGAUGAGGAUGUAAUUUAG